UCAUAACCAACGCGCAGCUGGCGAAGACGUGAUCUGGUUUAGUGUUUAAUAGUUAUAUAUCAUAUAUAUUUUUCCCUCCUUUCUCAUUGAUGUCGCAUUUUCAAAUACAGAUCUGUGACGUGACGACGAUAUGAAGUCAAUUGAAGGAAAAUUCAAAAGCUCAGCAGUGACUGCUAUUCCAUAUUCACAGAAGGUCCAGUAAUUGGAGAGGGUCAUUUCCUUGGUGAAAAAGCAUGAACGGUGAGGAGUAUUCAGGGACUGAAUCCCCCAAGAGUCCAGAAAUGUGGACAAACGGUGCAGAUGUGAAACCACUGGAGGAGGACGACGAGCAGGAUGAACAGUCAUACAGCGAUACGAAAAUAACAAUAAAGGAUGAGCUUGAGGAGACUGAAAAUCAAGAGAUGAGCAACACAGAUGAGAAGGAAACUCUUGAGGUAGCGGAAAGAGAGGGCGGCAGCGAGGAUGAACUGGACGAAGACGAGAGGAUGGAGGAGGAGAGGGAUGAAGACGAAGGGGGUGAGCCUCAGAAUCUGUAUCCUUGCUACAGCGACCCCGUCCUGCCCGAUGCUCACACCACAGGCUCGGAAAACCUCUACAUGCUCGACGCGAUGCCUCCUCGCAUGUCACCUGCAGGCAAACUCAAGUGUGAUGUCUGUGGCUUGUCCUGCGUCAGCAUCAACGUUCUGCUGGUGCACAAACGCAGCCACACUGGUGAGAGACCGUUCCACUGCUCUCAAUGCGGCGCCUCCUUUACUCAGAAGGGAAACCUGCUCCGCCACAUCAAGCUGCACUCUGGUGAGAAACCCUUCAAGUGUCCCAUGUGCAGCUACGCCUGCCGUCGACGGGAUGCCCUGAGUGGACACCUGCGCACACACUCUGUUGAGAAGCCCUUCAAAUGCAACCACUGCAGCCGCAGCUACAAGCAGCGCAGCUCCCUGGAGGAGCACCGAGACAGGUGCCACGUCUACAUGCAGUGCAAAGCCGCCCCUGAGCCAGACCUCGGCCACGCAUCCAGGGCUCACAUGGGAUCCGAGCGUGCCCUGCUCCUCGACAAGCUCGCCAGCAACGUGGCCAAACGCAAGAGCACCAUGCCUCAGAAGUUCACAGGUGACAACAGCGUGUGUCUGGACCUGAGCUUUAACAAGCCGCCGGCCCAGCAGGGCGAUGUGAACGAACCCAACUCACCUCUCCCAGACGCCCAGCAUCAGCCGUCCGUCCUCUCAGGCGUCAACAGCGACUCGAUAUCUUCGCACAGAGUUUACAUGAAUCAGAACGACAUCCAUCACAUGACCAAUGGCCACAAGAUGGGACUUCACGGGGCCCAGCCGCACCUCAGCAUGGAGUCGUUCCGUGCCAAUGGAUCCCAGCCCGUGCUGUACAGUCUAGGUAACCUCUUAGGAGGUGUGAACCAUCAGAAUGGACUCCCUCAAUCCCAAAACCAGCACCUGCCGCUGCCCUUCAUGGAGGCCUCGCGGGGAGAGGUGGGGGGAUUGCAAGGGGCAGUUUUCCCGUGCAGCCACUGCCGGGUGAUCUUCCUUGACUACGUCAUGUUCACCAUCCACAUGGGCUGCCACGGCUUUCGCGACCCCCUGGAGUGCAAUGUGUGUGGCCACCGCAGCAGGGACCGCUACGAGUUCUCCUCGCACAUAGUACGCGGAGAGCACCGCCUGGAUCUCAAGUAGUCUUUCAUAUGGCAGGUGCAGGCAUGCUUACACACACACACACACACACAGGGUGGAGUAGUCAGGGAAAGGUAUCACUCCCUGAGGUGCCAGGCGAGGCAUAAAAGGAACUCAAACAUUGAACACAGUCUCUUUUGUGGGUGUGCUGUGUUAGUCAGUGAGUGUGCGGGUCAGAAAGAAUUGUAAAUGUGAACCUGGAGCAAAGUUCAUUGACUGUGCAGGAUAUUCCGCAUUGUGUUUUCCUAAUCGUCAGGUGUAAAUGCAUCUAAUAAA
This is a messenger RNA of Synchiropus splendidus (mandarinfish), 1955 nucleotides long. RefSeq names its product DNA-binding protein Ikaros-like. Gene Ontology annotation, molecular function: RNA polymerase II cis-regulatory region sequence-specific DNA binding; DNA-binding transcription factor activity. The transcript has 9 exons. Gene Ontology annotation, biological process: regulation of transcription by RNA polymerase II. The record is from RefSeq and is a predicted model, not a curated record. The coding region runs from base 234 to 1682 and encodes 482 amino acids. Lineage: Eukaryota; Metazoa; Chordata; Actinopteri; Syngnathiformes; Callionymidae.